UAAUACUAGCUGUGAUGUUUGUUCCUGCUACGCAGGUAGCGCUAAAUUACUCAUACAACGUGCAAUUAAAAUUUAAAUAUGCCACAUUACAUGCAGGAUGUCCGAGUGAUCAGUAUGGGGACGUUACGAAGUGCAGUAAAUGCAACUGCUCAUCUACUCAGUAUUGCGACAAACGUGACGGCCACUGCUCGAGAUACGAUACAAUAGAUCUCACUUAUCUCAGACAAGCAGAACAUUCAACAGAGUGGCAAAGUGGCGACUACUUGUGGACAGACUUGACUAGCACCACAUCAUAUCCCUACACACAAAAUCAGCGACACGAAACUACAAACACUUUACAGACCGGUACAACGCAGCUUACCACACCUGAAGCAGGAAAGGGUCAAGACCUUCAAAUAGCGAUUAUAGCUGCAGCUAUAGCAGGAGGCAUUGCAGUUUUAUUUAUAUCAUUCGCAGCAACUUUCUGUGCGUGCCACAAAAGAAAGCACACGAACGUGACAACUAGCGAUGAAACAAGACAAAAAUGUUCAAAGCCAGACAACCCAGUGGUUGUUGAUCGAAGUAGCAAUACAAAUAGAGAAAGUGAGACCAAGCCAGUACCUCCACCUCGACCACCAGGACACGAAUACAUGACACUUAUUGCCAACGGUGAUGUCUCCUCUGAUUCUCACCACAACUACACGAGUUUAUUGGAGUCGACACGAAAUCUAGAGACCGCUACUAAUCCGGAACUCACGUCGUCUGACACAUAUCAAGAGAUUGAAGACGUCAUGGAAGAGAAGACACAAUUGGAAAACAACUUUUACUACAUAGAAAUGAGUGAAGGCGAUCACAACUACAUUGAACUAGAGAGUGGAAAAGUAGAGCACGGUUGCAUAGAGAGACUAGAUUCUCGUCUCUAGCUAGAACAAGAUAGAUGUACCUAAUAAUUGCUGUCAUUAACGAAACACAAUGCUUCCCAAAAGUUACCCUUUUUCUGGAUUUAGUACGUAGACCUUGCUGAAUUCUCUUGGCUGCUCCCGGUUUCGAGAAUUGA
Messenger RNA from Corticium candelabrum, 1036 nucleotides. RefSeq lists its product as uncharacterized. NCBI's taxonomy places the organism in Eukaryota, Metazoa, Porifera, Homoscleromorpha, Homosclerophorida, Plakinidae. The transcript is spliced from 2 exons. The record is from RefSeq and is a predicted model, not a curated record. Bases 15 to 902 code for a protein of 295 amino acids.